This is a messenger RNA of Clarias gariepinus (North African catfish), 3722 nucleotides long. RefSeq names its product serine/threonine-protein kinase PAK 6. Lineage: Eukaryota; Metazoa; Chordata; Actinopteri; Siluriformes; Clariidae. The transcript is spliced from 9 exons. Gene Ontology annotation, cellular component: cytoplasm. The coding region runs from base 392 to 2503 and encodes 703 amino acids. Gene Ontology annotation, biological process: protein phosphorylation; regulation of MAPK cascade; intracellular signal transduction. Gene Ontology annotation, molecular function: protein serine/threonine kinase activity; ATP binding. The record is from RefSeq and is a predicted model, not a curated record.
AGGAAGGAAAGCACGGAGCCAUCUCUAUGAGGUGGAUGAGUCCUCCAGCCGUUGACUGUGAUUCUUUUCCUCGCCAUGGCCGUGUCUUUAGUCCUGCCCACCCCUUGCUGCACUUGGAGCAGGAGCUGAUGGAGGGGGGAGCAUAUCAUUUCCAACAAAGAGCCUCUGCGAUGGCCGUUUGUGCCUGGAGGGAGAAACGCAUCAGGCUUUCGCUGGCAAGCAGCAGCCUGCAGUCCGAGGCUGCUUAAGAGCUGGCCCUCCUUGGUGUGUGCGCGCAUGUGAGUGUGUGUGUGUGUGUGUGUGUACACGGCUGUGCGCUCACAAAUCAUCCUCCUGGUGGAGAGGCUCCUCACCUCUCAUCACAACAAGGUUGGCUAUCUAGAAUCCAAUAAUGUUUCGCAAAAAGAAGAAGAAGAGGCCAGAAAUUUCUGCACCAAAGAACUUUGAACACAGAGUCCAUACCUCUUAUGACGCUAAGCUUGGGAUCUUUGUGGGCCUACCAACACAAUGGCAGAGUCUUAUAGAGAACCUGCGAAGACCCAAACCCAUGGUGGACCCCUCCAGAAUAACACCAGUGGAAUUAAAACCAAAGAAGACAAUUGUGCGUGGGACAUUCGUCGGGCACGGAGCCUACAUUUCAGCCAUGCUGUCGGAUAUGAGUCGUCUGUCAGUAACCAGCUCCAACUCCCUGCGCAAAAGCAGCCCUUCGACUCGUAAGAGAGCCCAAUCUUUGGGACGCCUUGGUGAAGUGAUGGAGGGUGAUGGUUACCAGUAUGAGGACCUGGAGCGCACUGAGCUUGACCCAGAUUCCCAGAACCACUGGCGAGACCAGAUACGGAACAUCCACAGUGAAAGCGGGACCCCGUUUAUGGGUAUGAAGAAGAGCAUCACCCUGGAACCCAACGGCAUCCUGCCUAGAGCUAAAUCCACUUACGAGGUUAAUGUUAACUCACUAGAGGGACAUCCUCCUCCUCCUCCUCCUCCCAUCCUACCCAUGCCUCCACCACCGCCAAUCCCAGUGCCACCCAGGCCAGUUUAUGUGGGUGGAGAUAUUAGUAGUCCUAAUGAAAGACUGAUGAUGAGAAGGGAGUUUCCCAUAGUACUGUCUCACAACCCAAGGCCCAUCACCUGCUUUUAUAGUCCAACUAUACCCAUGCAGCAAGGACAAGCAGAGAGCGGAGGGUUUAAUACAGAUAUAAGAACUGCUGACAGGUUCCUGGUUCAUCCACAAAACAGUCCUGGGAGACCGUACUCUUCUUAUGACCUAAAGUUACAGGCAGAUACUCUCCUGAGACCUCAGCCGGGCUUCUUCCACAGUGGAGCUAGCAGUCCAAUGGUGAACACCACAAGGCCUCACAGAACCGUGCGGUCAUCCUCCAGCUACACAAUCGGCCUCUCUCCCAACAUCAGUUUCCGGCCCUCAGGCCCUGAUCCUUUUCUGAGGCAUUCGGGGUGCCCCAAUCCAGGCCUCUAUCCCAGACAGGACAGCCCAUCCCAGCCCCGGCCUUCGCCCACUGGCUCUCUGGCCACCAGUCCAGCUGGAACUUGUUCGCCAGCCUUCAGACCACAGCAGCACCCAUCCCCCCGGCCUCCGCCUGACCCACCCAAAGUCACCCAUGAGCAGUUCAAGGCAGCCCUGCAGAUGGUGGUGGACAAGGGAGACCCACGGUCCUACCUGGAGAAUUUUGUCAAGAUCGGCGAGGGCUCCACCGGGGUGGUGUGUAUUGCACGAGAAAAGCACAGUGGCCGUCUGGUGGCAGUAAAGAUGAUGGACCUACGCAGGCAGCAGAGACGGGAGCUGCUGUUCAAUGAGGUAGUGAUUAUGCGGGACUACCAGCACAGAAAUGUGGUGGAGAUGUUUAAGAGUGCACUGGUGGAGGAAGAGCUCUGGGUUAUUAUGGAGUACCUCCAGGGAGGAGCUCUGACAAACAUAGUGUCUGAAACCAGGUUGAGUGAAGAGCAGAUUGCCACGGUGUGUGAGGCUGUCCUGCAGGCACUGGCUUAUCUCCACUCACAAGGUGUUAUUCACCGUGAUAUCAAAAGCGACUCCAUCUUGCUGUCCUUGGAUGGAAGGAUUAAACUUUCAGACUUUGGCUUUUGUGCUCAGAUCAGCAAAGAUAUUCCUAAAAGGAAGUCACUAGUAGGGACACCAUAUUGGAUGGCCCCUGAAGUUAUCUCAAAGUCACCAUAUGGCACUGAGGUAGAUGUGUGGUCUAUGGGCAUUAUGGUAGUGGAGAUGGUGGACGGAGAGCCUCCUUACUUCAGUGAAACACCCGUGGUGGCAAUGAAGCGGCUGAGAGAUGAGCCUCCACCCACUAUACGGAACAUUCAGCAGGUGUCUCCAAUGCUGAAAGACUUCCUGGACCGCAUGCUGACCCGAGACCCAUUGGAGCGUGCUAGCGCCACAGACCUCCUUGAACACCCUUUCCUCCUGCAGAGCAGCUCUCCACAGUGCCUAGUGCCCCUGGUCGAGCAGUACCGCAAGCGCAUGUCUCGCUGCUGAGUUCUUUAUUCUUCUUGUCUCUUUCACCUCUCCAAAUACUUGCCAUCACAGGCUCUUGGGACUCAAGACCUGAAAAUCCUUGGUGCAAAUGAAUACAUAAUAUCGUAAGCUGAUACACAGUACAGCUUUUAUAGACUCACAGACAAGAGCACUUGUUAGCACUUGCACAUGCAAGCAGGAUGACCUUGGCUAAUGUACUGUAGAUGGGGGCGAUCAUGAAUUGCGGCAUAUGUAACAGGUGAUUUUUGUUGUUGUUGUGAAGACCUCAUACUGGGGAUAAGUAGUGCUUAAUUAAAAGCCUGUCACUAAGACUGUUUUUAGCACUGAUGAGCUACUCACUAUGUUUAAGAAAAGACAUUUUCAUGUUAUCAUGAUGCUUGUUGGCCAGAUUAGGUCAGUAUUUUGCCAGAAUUCCUAGCACAGUGAGACUACUGCACCUUGUCCAGGAUUUGCAUGCCAGUGGCAUUUGUAGGCCAAAUUUAAGGUAGACUUGAAACAGAGCUUAGAACAUUGUCAUUGACUGUCGUUCAGCUCCUGUGGUGGCGACUGUUUUUAAUGAGCCAUUGGAACCAACUGUAUAUUCUACUGAUUUAUCUAUUUAUUAUGUUUAUUUAUUGAAUUUUUUUUUUCAAUGGACUAAACAUCUGCUUUUCACAAGGCGGUUCUGAAUCAUCCGGAAAAAUUUAUACACUGUAAAUAUUGCUUCUUAGCUCGACAGGUUGACUUUUUAAAGAGUAACUAAAGAAGGAAUAAUGUGUAUAUACAAUCAUGUUGAGUCAAUCCUGUAUUUGCAUUCUGAUCAUUAUGACUGAGUGGGAAAGGUACAUAUGAAAUAAGUCAUCUGGCUUUAGUGUGUUUGUUUACAAUGUGUGUGUGUGAGAGAGAAUGAGAGAGUGUAUGUUUACACUUGGGAUGUGAUAUUCAUGUUGGCAUUUUCGCAUCCAACCUGUUGUACUGUGACUUAUUUUCUUAACAGUUCGUGGAGUUUUCAGUGGGAGUGUGUGAAUCUGUGUGCGCUAAGGAAUGGCAGGCGAUUGUGGUUAUGUUCAUAGAAGUAAAGCACACUGGAUGAUACGUGCUGAAUGGUUUCUCACCAGCUGUGUACAUUCUGUACAUCAUCUCUAAAUUUCUUGAACAAUUCAGCUUAUUCCAUUGUGAUUUUAUUUAUAUGUCAGUUGCUCAUGAUGAGAAAAAUUAAACCUAAUUUCUUUUUUUUUUC